Trichomycterus rosablanca is the source of this 936-nucleotide messenger RNA. RefSeq lists its product as uncharacterized. The record is from RefSeq and is a predicted model, not a curated record. Gene Ontology annotation, biological process: regulatory ncRNA-mediated heterochromatin formation. Lineage: Eukaryota; Metazoa; Chordata; Actinopteri; Siluriformes; Trichomycteridae. Gene Ontology annotation, molecular function: siRNA binding. The transcript has a single exon. Gene Ontology annotation, cellular component: nucleus. Bases 1 to 936 code for a protein of 311 amino acids.
AUGGAAAACCCAGACUUCCCAUACGCUUUCACAGAGACUGGGCAUCUCUGCCACAGAGACACUAUGGAACCCUACAAGUUCUCGUUUAAGCUUCAGGAUGUCCGUGGCACCAUGAGAGAACAUCAAGCGCUUUGCAGUUACAUAACCCAGCACGUACAUGACCUCCUGGAGAAGAGGUUGAACUUGGUGAAGAUGCCCUUGACACAAAGAACCCAAUCUGAUUCUCAUCCUGCCAGUUUUGUCUACAUGAGUCCAGGAGCACUGAAGCAUCGUGGGACCCUGCUGGUUUUGAUCCAAGACAGAGGGGCCGUAGGGUGCGGUGUGUGGAGCUGGAGAGCCGUGGUCCACGAAGGUUUGGACAGAGGCAGUCAGAUCCCAUAUGUGCGCUGGGCUUUGCGUGAGUCCUGUGCAGUCUUGCUGAUGAACCCCAACAGAGGUGGGACAUCGCCGGAGGAGCACGUCCACCUGGUGUGGGAGCAGCUGCUGCUCAGGAGCGCCGCAGAGCGAAUUGCAGUGGUAGCGCAUGGCUACGGAGGCCUAGCUUUUGUUCAUCUCCUGUGCUGUAGACUGGAGGAGAUUGAGCAGCGGAGGUGUGCCGUGGCCCUCAUCGAUUCCUCACACAGUCUCUGGCACCAGCCUCUCGGAGCUUCUGGACGUGACUGGUUGAAAGCGCACUCUAACAUGUGGGUACUUAGUACCAAGCAGAAGAAUCGGCCGGUAGGGUCUCUUAAGAUGGGUUGCAGGAUGGUGUCGGCGGGGACGCAGUGCCACGAGACGGCGCCUGCGGUGUGUAUGGAGUCGGUGUUUCGAUUCUUCGGUAAACUGAUGAAGCCGUCGGUUGUACCGACUCCAUUUAGCAUCGUCACUAGAAGCAGGAGCCUCGGAGUGAGGAAAGCGAGCGACAGUGCAACUGAUAUGAACAAUAAUUGCUCUUAA